Molecule: messenger RNA, 339 nt
Organism: Menidia menidia (Atlantic silverside)
Lineage: Eukaryota; Metazoa; Chordata; Actinopteri; Atheriniformes; Atherinopsidae
Source: the annotation of a GenBank genome assembly
AUGCCAUUUUUAGUCAAACACCAGAGGAAACAGCUGACACUGCUGAAAAAGAGGAGAGGCAGUGGAGGACAGGUGGAGAUGCGUACAUUAGAGAUGGCCCCAGAAGGCCCCAUCCUGCUGGAGCUAACCAAUCAGAGCUCCAGGUCAGUUAGAGCCCGCUGGACAGCACCUCCAAGACCAAAUGGAAACCUCAGCUACAGAGUUUACUACAAAAGCAAAGGUGAAACACACAGUCUGUCUUAUAGUCGCACACAGAAAAUCAGAGGGGCUGGAAAGUUUGUGGCCCCUUCAGAAAAGCAGAAACAUUACCUUAAAACACAAAAGGUCCAUAUUCAUUAA